AUGCAUCGUCUUUUUGCUGAGCUGGAGCCAUCUUUAACCGUAACAGAGCAAAACCUGGCAGAUCGAGUUCGGUAUAUCUUGCGCUCAAACAUAUUUGAUGUCGCCGAACUCGAACAGCUACGACGUGAGGCUGUUCCCUCAUCGGAUGAAAAUACUACGGCUGAGGAUGCGGCGCCACAAAUUGUAGAGCAACCCGCAAACGUGGAUGCCGCGUGA
Parnassius apollo (apollo) is the source of this 216-nucleotide messenger RNA. The record is from the annotation of a GenBank genome assembly. Lineage: Eukaryota; Metazoa; Arthropoda; Insecta; Lepidoptera; Papilionidae.